AUGGAGCAUGCUCUGCUGGACAAACGAUCAGACGGGACAGCACAGUGCCUGUCCUCUGACACAGAAGAGGAGGAUCAGAGCCAGACUCUGUCUGUUAAGCCCACAACUCCAGCUCCUGUUCUGUCAGAGUGCAGUGGUGGGGACUUCAUGAAGCGGGCGGUGGCAUUCUUCCGGCGCUCAGGUCACAGCAGCAGUGUCCAAAGCUCUGACUCACACACUUGUCCUCUGGUGAACGGACAUGCCCCGUCCAUUACUGGCCACGCCCACUCUGCUUACAUCAGCAGUUAUAAUGACUCUGAAUUUGAGGAUGCUGAUAUGAAACGACAGCUGCAGAAGUUGAGAGAGAAGCACAUGAAGGAGAUCUCUGAGCUUCAGGUUCAUCAGAGAGGAGAGAUCGAGCAGUUGUACUCUCGAUUAGGUCGACCGAUUCCUCCUGGCAUGGGCUUCUUGCAUGCAGUGCCACCUACAGGUCGCCCUCGCAGAGCCUCCAAACACAAGCUGAAGGGAAGCCGACUGCUCAAUCCCAUGGUGCAACAGCUUAGGAACAACCGAAGCAACAGUUCCACGGAGAUGUGCUCCAGUGUGUCGGGGUCAGUUCUGGGGAACAGCUCUAUGGGUUCCAGCACAGUCACGCUGAGCCUCGAGUCAGAACCACUGGAGCCGGUCCAGACUCAGCAGCCCUGCUCACUCAAGGGCUACAGCCCCACCACACACACACCACCCCGACAAGGGUCUCACAGUACUGGUGCUGCCCAUGUGACUUCAGCAUCCAAUCAGAUCCUGCCUCCCGCAGCCAUACCUGCUGCAUCCUCUCGGCCAAUCACAGCGCUCGUUCAGGCUCAAGCAAACAACAGCAACAACAAAAGCGGUACCUUCACCGAUGACCUACACAAGCUGGUUGAUGAUUGGGCAAAAGAAACUCUUGCCUGUGCCCCUCAGCUCCGCCCCUCUGUGUGUCAGAGUAGACCGCAGAGAUCUCAUCAGUCCUUCCAGACCAACCCCACUCCAAUGGCCAGAGUCCCCAGUCAGGUACUUUAUGCUGUUUCUCCUAUAGAACCUUAA
Molecule: messenger RNA, 1062 nt
Organism: Carassius gibelio (silver crucian carp)
Lineage: Eukaryota; Metazoa; Chordata; Actinopteri; Cypriniformes; Cyprinidae
Product: serine/threonine-protein kinase WNK2-like
Exons: 5
Coding region: 1-1062 (353 amino acids)
Biological process (GO): positive regulation of potassium ion import across plasma membrane; protein phosphorylation; positive regulation of sodium ion transmembrane transporter activity
Cellular component (GO): cytosol; cytoplasm
Molecular function (GO): potassium channel inhibitor activity; chloride channel inhibitor activity; protein serine/threonine kinase activity
Source: RefSeq, a predicted model, not a curated record